GACUUGGCAGCUUCUGUCCCUCUGGCUAGUGCCUGCCAGCUUUAUUGAGAAGGAUGUGGGGGCAAUGAGGAGUAAUGCUAUCAUCUUUGACAGAUGCAACCUCUCAGCCAUCCUGAAGGACAAUGGAUUGGAAGGAUUUUCAGGCACCACAAUAGCAGAGUGGAUUUGUUUGGUGUUUCAUAGCAGUGGCUUUGAUACCUCAGCCCUCAAUGUGGGACCAAGGGCUACCAAUCAUGGGAUCUUCUUGCUAAGCGCAAAGUGGUGGUGUGACGAUUUCAAGACACCACAUGCACGCAAUUAUUGCAACUUAAGUUGUGAAGCCCUGCAGGAUGAUAACAUUACUGAUGAUAUUCAAUGUGCCAAGAGAGUUGUCCAAAAAAGCAAGAGCUUUGCAGCAUGGACUUCCUGGAGCAUACACUGUAAAGGACAAGAUCUGAGGAAAUAUAUUGCAGGCUGUGACCUGGAAGAAGUCACAUUUUCACCGCCAGUCUCAGAAAAAGACUUUACUAGUGACCAGAGGCCAAAGACUACCCACCCAGGAGUAGAUCUUCUGACUACUCCUUUCCGAGACAUAUACCCUGAAGAACCUACUCUCCCAUUUAAAAAAUGGCCUAAUUCUGAGCUUCCAGCCAUGGGUUCUUCAAAGCCUACAGUUUCUAUAAGAAAGUUCCCAAAUACCACCUUCCUAUCUGAGAAUCUUCCAAAAUCUAACAUUUCAGUCAAAGAGGAUUCUCCAGGAUUCGCCCUCUCGACACGUAGUCCCUUAAAGCCCUCUGUUACAUUAGGGGAAGCCCCAAAUUCCAUCCCACCCAAGAUUCCUCCAGAACCUACAGCCUCCAUCAAUGAGACUUCAAACUCCACCCUCCAAGCAGUUGAUCCCAAAAAGUAUUCGGUCCCAUCGCCUAAUCAUGCAAAACCCAGCAUUUUUUAACAACGCAUAGAAGAACAAAUGGUAAAACUAGUUUUUUUUUAAAAAAAAAAAUCAUAUUGUAUCAAAGUUGCCAUGAAUGUGCAGUGAAAUUGCAGUAUCUUUUCCUAGCAUGGAGCCAUAAUACUCUUCUUUGGGGAUAGUGGUGUCAUUUAUUUAUUACAUUCUUCAUUUAUAAGUGAUAUUCUAUACAUGAAAAUAAUGUUCUCAAUAGAAUUAGAUAAACUGAUAUGGUUAGAAAAAGCAAGGUUUGUGUAUAAUAUGAAAACGU
This is a messenger RNA of Protobothrops mucrosquamatus (brown spotted pit viper), 1199 nucleotides long. RefSeq lists its product as uncharacterized. Bases 65 to 931 code for a protein of 288 amino acids. Gene Ontology annotation, biological process: defense response to Gram-positive bacterium; defense response to Gram-negative bacterium. The transcript has 5 exons. Gene Ontology annotation, molecular function: lysozyme activity. The record is from RefSeq and is a predicted model, not a curated record. Lineage: Eukaryota; Metazoa; Chordata; Lepidosauria; Squamata; Viperidae.